Messenger RNA from Triplophysa rosa, 2768 nucleotides. RefSeq names its product tetraspanin 14 (gene tspan14). Gene Ontology annotation, cellular component: membrane. Bases 491 to 1297 code for a protein of 268 amino acids. The record is from RefSeq and is a predicted model, not a curated record. NCBI's taxonomy places the organism in Eukaryota, Metazoa, Chordata, Actinopteri, Cypriniformes, Nemacheilidae. The transcript has 9 exons. Gene Ontology annotation, biological process: protein maturation; protein localization to plasma membrane; regulation of vascular endothelial growth factor signaling pathway.
UGAUUCGUUAAUGAUAUGUCUUAACACGGACUUAAACGAUCGAUCGCCAUAAUCGACUGAAACGUCUCGCUUUACUUUUUAAAACGUAACGUUACGCGACGCGGGUGGGUGCGAGUUUUAUAAGCAGCGAAAUAGCGAGCGAGCGAGCGCGCGCACUCGCCACAGCACGUAAAUAAAUUAACAACAAGAACACCAACUGUUUUAAAUAGUAGUUUAAACAGUACAUUAUAAUAAUUUAAUUAUUUGUAGUUAUGAAGUAGUAUCUUGGUGGAGAAUGCGUUUUGAGUGGUCGUGAGGCAACGAGUAGUUUGUUGGCUAGCUAAUGUUAGUUAUUUUUAGUUAUCUAGCUGCUAGCUUUAGGAGGAUUUGUUUUCUUAUAUUAUCCUCAACUGUAUAACACAACUGAUAUCGGCAGAGAUUUACGACAUUUCAAAAUUUUAUAAAGGAGCACGUUUGCUGUUAUGGGAGACUGAGAUUUGCCCAAGUGAAGAUGCACUAUUACAGAUAUGAAAAUGCUGAGGUCAGCUGUUGCUACAAAUACCUUAUGUUCAGCUACAACAUUAUCUUUUGGUUGGCUGGAACAGCAUUUAUUGCCAUUGGCUUUUGGGCCUGGAGUGAAAAGGGUGUGCUAUCAGAUCUGACACAAGUAACACGUCUACAUGGUUUUGACCCUGUUUGGGGGGUGCUGGUUGUGGGCACAAUCACUUUUAUUUUGGGCUUCGCAGGGUGUGUCGGAGCACUCAGGGAAAACAUAUGCCUUCUUAAAUUUUUCUCUGGAGUCAUUGGCUUCAUCUUCUUUCUGGAGCUGGCAGCUGCAGUGCUGGCAUUUGUGUUCCAGGGGCAAGUUAGGGAAUGGAUGAACGAUUUCUUCUUGGCCAAUGUUAAGGCUUAUAGGGAAGAUAUUGAUCUGCAGAACCUGAUUGACUCUCUUCAGAGACUAAAUAACUGUUGUGGAGCAAAAGACCCCAACGACUGGGAUCUGAAUGUAUAUUUUAACUGUUCAAAGAGUAAUCUCAGUAGAGAGAAGUGUGGAGUGCCCUUUUCCUGUUGCAUCAGUGACCCUGCUGAUACAGUGGUGAACACUCAGUGUGGAUAUGAUGUUAGAUCAACAGCGACCGAUUGGAACAAAACCAUUUAUAUCAAAGGAUGCAUCAUAGCUUUAGAGGAGUGGCUUCCACGCAAUCUGUACAUUGUGGCAGGAGUCUUCAUAAUCAUUUCACUAUUACAGAUGGUGGGAAUCUUCUUUGCAAGGACGCUGAUCGGAGACAUUGAAAAGGUCAAAUUUAAUUAUUACUGAUCUGACGUGACUGGAAGCGGCUGGAGAGCAGUGUAUAGACAGAUAUGUGGUGCUCAAGGAUAUGUUUGGAGAAAAGGACUCCAUUCUCUGGACCACAUCUUCAACAUUUCUGAAGACCAUAUAUUGAAUACACAGUUGCCUAGUUCAUUUGGAUGCUGUCACACCUGUGCCUUCUCUUCUUGUUUACCUCCAGGUCCACUUUCUUUUUUUGUUAAUAAAAGCCGUUUGUAUGUUUUGGGAUCCUUUUACACCAAGCAUGAAAGAUACUGCCACAUGAUGUAGUCUUAUCUCAGUAGAUAGUCAAAUGCAAAAUCUGACUUGAGGUGUCAUGAGAAACAGUUUGGUCAACCAAGCUUUAAUAAUCUAAAUGUUUUUGUAAGAUUGUUUUCAGUAAACUGCAGUAAAUACAUUCCCUUUUUCUUAGUACCUUAGUUAAGUGGGUUAGAUGUGUUUAAUUGGUGCAGAUACUGCAUUUAAUAGUAGCUGCACAGGCACAAGAUGUCACGUGUGAAUGGAGCAUGUUGUUGAGAAUGCAUUUGGAUAGGUAUUAAAUGUCAGCUAUUUUAGAAGGAGCCCAACAGAUAGUCUUACAGGCAAGAUGCAUUAGUAGGUUUUCUUAUCGUGACUGAUCCUCGGUUUUAUCCCAAACAACUAAUGUGAGGUAUUGUUUUUGGUAAAACCUUGUUAUGAUGUUGAGUCAUUUUAGCUUCAGCAUCGUUCCCUGCAUGUUUGCUGAAGUCUGAUGGUCAUCUAAUGUUUUUUUCAUCAGUACAGAUGUCUACAUUGCCUUUGAGAUGCCAAUAUUUACCUCCCUUUUUCUAUUUUAUCUAAUGACUUCAUAUACAAAUGCAGGUUGUGCCUUUGUUCAAAUAUUUCAUAUGUAUUUUGUACUAUGUGUAUACCGAAUAGAAUUGAAUGAACUUUUUUUGUAAAAAUUUCGAGUCAAAUCUUUAUUCUCUAAUCGCAAGCCUAACAACAAAAAGUCCUACUUACAACACAUAUUUAUCAGUAAUUAGCAAUAUUAAUAUUAACAUUAUGUUUACCCUUGGAUCAGGGGUAAUGUGACUUAAUAUGAAUUCUGACAAAUACAUUCCUGUCACCACCUGAACAGCAAGCAUUACUGUUCUCUCUAACCCAAAGACUCACAGUUUAAACGUUUUUCUGUUGUAUUCUUAUGACAUCUGAAAUGGACAUUGAUGCAAAAAAAGUUUGGUUAUUCUCAGUUUAGAGUGCACUAUUUUUUUCUUCUUUUGGGUGUGUAUGUCUGCCACUGUGUAAUGUUAAGGCUUGAUAGGAUAAAUAUUUACUGAGAUGCAGUAAAGUUUUUUUUAUUGCAAAGCCCUCUUUUUUUCAUGAAGGGAUGUUUUUGUUGUUUUUGUUAUGUUAUUUGUUGUUAAAUGUGUGAUAACUUUGUAAAUGUCAUAAUUCCUUUCAUCAUUUUUAUAUUCAAUAAUAAAUGAGUUUAAGGAUA